Molecule: messenger RNA, 1197 nt
Organism: Adineta steineri
Lineage: Eukaryota; Metazoa; Rotifera; Eurotatoria; Adinetida; Adinetidae
Source: the annotation of a GenBank genome assembly
AUGAAUUCUCCAAGAAUUACUAAAUUAGAGAAUUUACCUGUGGAAAUGUUAAUGGAAAUAUUUAUUUAUUUUACAGCUGAUCAAAUUUAUUUCUCAUUUUCUCAAUUAAAUAAUUCUUUCAAUUUAAUUCUCAAAUCAUUACCAAAAUUAAUUCUUGUGAUACACGAACAUUUAGAUCCUUCUGUUCUCUCUUUUUUUAAUUCAUUCAACAAAAUUUUCUACAAAUUUUGUGGUUCACGUAUGUGUUGCGGUCGUUGUCACCUUCAUUCGAUAAAUGGUGGUAAUCGUUUGUAUGGAAUUUAUCCGGAAAUAGAUAACGGAUGGUAUCCAAAAUUCCAUGAAGAACGAUUUCCUUAUUAUCCCAGUAAAAUCGAAAAUAUUAUUCAGCCUGAUAAUUAUUCUCGAUUGCAAUCAUUGGUUUUACCAAAUGCUUCGUCUAAACUGACACAACUGAUAUUUCAUGGUGAGUUUCCUCGUUUAAAAGUCUGCCAUCUUGGUAAAUGCGAGUCAGUUAUUCUUUCAUUUUCAAUGACAAUACAAUUACAAAAUCUUCGUCAAUUAACAAUACGAGGACAACAAGGUCAUGUAUUAGAAAAGAUAUUAUUGGUUUGUCCUUGUUUAGUAUAUCUGGAUUUUUCAUGUGAUGAUUCCAUUCCUCCAUUUCAUUUCAUCAAUCGUUGUUUUCCAUUGAUGAAAUAUCUUCGACUCGGUCGACUUAAACACUUUUUCUUUCACAACGGACAAUUCGUUUUUCUUCUCUCACUCUUUCCAAAUCUUUUACAAUUUCAUUUAAUUGUUAAUGAUGUUGACACAAUCAAUAUUCAAGAAAUUGCGAAUUAUUUACAUCGUCAAUGUCCAUUACUGAAAAUAUUAGUUUUACGUAUCUAUAUGCAAGCACAUAUGUGUCGUUUUUCUUCUGUCGUUAAACUACUCUUUUGUGAUGUUGUGACCAUCGUUGACGUUGAAACUGUGGUUGACGGUGUAACUAUUGUUGACAUCGAAACUGUUGUUGAUGGUGUGGCUAUUGCUGACGAUGAAACCUUUGUUAAUGAUGUGGCUAUUGUUGACAUCGAAACUGUUGUUGAUGAUGUAGCUAUUGAUGACGUUGAAACUGUAGCUGAUACUGUAACUGAAUUUGUGAUUGAUGUUGAAGCUGAUGGUAUAGUUGUUCGGCUAUCUAAUAGUGAAAAAAGAUAG